Molecule: messenger RNA, 1640 nt
Organism: Talaromyces stipitatus ATCC 10500
Lineage: Eukaryota; Fungi; Ascomycota; Eurotiomycetes; Eurotiales; Trichocomaceae
Exons: 4
Coding region: 1-1383 (460 amino acids)
Source: RefSeq, a predicted model, not a curated record
AUGAUAUACAGUAACCAAGAAGGCCAAAUUGCUUUCGAGAGCUCCCCAUCAAUAGCGGACCCAGGCAGGGUCAUAUUCACUCCGGAUAUACAAGAAAGAUUUGCAGAUAAUGUCUAUAAAACUUGGCGAAUCUCCACUCACACAGAGGCAGUGACAUCGGGGCCGAUACGAUCUGAGCGUGGGAGAGGUAUUCCUGCUUAUUCACAUAUCACCGGAAGGACACGACAAAGAGGUAGCUGGAGUCCCAUGAGUGGAAGUCCUUCGCCGGUCAUUCCAUGCGAUUGGCAAGUCGAUCAGAGCAGGCGGCACAGACGAAACGGGAAACGGCGAGAUCCCAGAAUACCGGGUUCAAUGACUCCCGACUUUGGCUAUGAUGCCAUGACUCUCCCUUCCUCUGCAUAUGUUAUUCGAGUUGACGAUGAAGCACGCUUAAAAAGGUAUUAUGAGAAGGCAUUCGAUGCGUUCCAGCAACUGAAUUGUAGAGUCAUCGCCAAGGCAUUUAUCAAGCUUGUCGAGCCGCGGAAACAGGUCAAUUACCCAUACAAUGGACGACGUGCGUCUUCCAGCCCUGGAGGCGAGAGACGCGCCAACCCUGAACUGACCAAGCCGCCCUGGUGGCCAGCCGGUGUCACACACAAGGAGCCAGACCAUCUUCUCAAACCAGAGCGUAUUCAACUUCUUAUCCACAUUCUUCGAGAGCUGGGUGGAAGCCAUGGUAUUACCGCAGAGAAACUUCGUGAGGCUGGCCAAGAUGUGCGUCGGUCUAUCAGCCCUCCUGAGAGACUCCAAAUUCUCGAUGAGGUAUACAACGUCAGACACAUGGAGGAGCGAUACAUCAGGGGCGAAAUAUCCGGCGAUGUCUUGAUCCCGAUUGCUCAAGUCAACCUAGUUGGACCGGAGUUCGAAACGAGCGACGAUGCCAGCACCCCAGACUCCCACGUUCGAAACAGCGAGGGUGGUUCUUCAUGGGGGAUGGAAUCUUUGGCGAGCGAGAGUGUGCGAGGUCAGGAAGCGUCGUCAGGAAGUGACGGUAGGAGCGAGGGGACAACCACAAGAGAUCCUCAGGUAGAAACAUACGAUCACCUGAUGCCAGAGCGCUCGCAGUCGUACAACUUGCCCUACUCCAAUCCUCCUCAUCAUCCAUCAUCGACUCGGGCCAGCUCCUUUGACAGCAACGUCCAAUACAGCCCGCGACACUACCCUAGCAGCACCGCAUCUAGUAUCAUGUCACACGAGGCUUCACCUCACUCCAUCGAUGUGUCCACCCGCCCGUCUUUCUCAAGCUACCUCAACCAACCCAUGCUUCCGCCCGUGCCUGUCACGACUGUCUUGUGGCACCCGACUGUUCAAGCAUCGGCUCCUCCUUACCAGCCUCCUUACUGAUGGGAUCUUGGUAUACGACUCUGCGGUGACAAAAGUCUUUGGAGCCUCUUUUUUCAUCAUUUUCGUUAUUGUUUACCACUCCAUGGGAAUGUCCCGUUAUUACUUAAUGUUAAUUCAUUGGCUUCACUUCAUUGGAUAUAUAGAUUUCGGCGGUUCAGGGAAUCAUUAUAUGUGCUAUUACGGUCUAUUUUCGGGUAUCUUUUCAUUACUUAUAGUUGGCAACUUCAUAAAAGCGCUGUGCUUGCAAGCAAACAGGA